Molecule: messenger RNA, 869 nt
Organism: Plodia interpunctella (Indianmeal moth)
Lineage: Eukaryota; Metazoa; Arthropoda; Insecta; Lepidoptera; Pyralidae
Exons: 3
Coding region: 387-818 (143 amino acids)
Source: RefSeq, a predicted model, not a curated record
UGUGUCAACUAUUUCAAAAGCAGACAAGCGAACACGAGCCGUCGACGAGCAGACGUGAAAACAGCUUAAGCCAAUCAAGCUUCGAUUCUAAUUGUAAUACAAUUUUUUGAGAUAAUUAUACAUAUUUGGUUAGACAUUGUUGUGCUAUCAGUUUACCAGUUUAUAAGUGACAGAAUGUGUUAACAAGGACUUCUAUCAAGCCAGAUUCGUGUUCCUUUACCAGAUAAAGUACAGCAUCUGAAUUAGCUGUCGCAGAGGCCUCUUCUCAUCGGGAGCCCGUGGCAAUUUGCCCGAUUGUCACCCUGUGGAUCCGCCACUGGAACCAGUUAAGAAACAAACACCUAUAACAUUGUCACUGAAUUUCAGACGUUUGGGGUCACAUUGAGAUGGAGGAGAAGUCGCCGUCGGACUUGGCGGUGGGCGUGAAGAUGAAGCAGCCGGUGCGUAGCAACCGCACGUCCUGCCAGAACUGCUCGGAGUACCACAUGCGCGCGCCGGUGCAGCGCUCCUGCUCCUGCUUCGGCCAGGACCCCAACUGCAUCCUGCUCUCGUUCGCGGCGCUCACGAUACUCAUACUGCUCACCAUGAUCGGAUUCUUCAUAUACAUGAUGGCUACGAGUUCUAAGGAAUCGACCACGCCUAAACCGGAAGAGGGCGCGGCGGGAGGCGGCGACGAGGCUCCGCCGACUCCCGAGGAGGAGGGUCGCAUAUUGCGAACAGAUGUAGAGAAUUAUGACUAUGAUCAGAAUCAGAUUCAGAAUCAGAAUCAAAUUCAGAAUCAGAAUCAGAUUCCGAAUCAGAAUAUGACUUCUGAGUAAGCCCUACAACUGCACAGAAAAAUACCCAAUUGCCUUAAAUAAACACUUGAA